Messenger RNA from Sebastes umbrosus (honeycomb rockfish), 2822 nucleotides. RefSeq lists its product as uncharacterized. The transcript has 4 exons. Lineage: Eukaryota; Metazoa; Chordata; Actinopteri; Perciformes; Sebastidae. The record is from RefSeq and is a predicted model, not a curated record. The coding region runs from base 561 to 2114 and encodes 517 amino acids.
AAAUAUGGAUCAUGUAACCUAAAUCCCUGACUUUUUUGCAAUUUAGAAAUUGCUUUAAAAAAAAAAAAUAUUUAGGAAAACCUGUCUGCCAUGGUGGCAGGUGACAGCCAACAUUUGCCUUGUAUUUGGAAGGUGGCAGGUGCUAAUUUCAUUCACUGGUUGGAAUUAACAAAUGACACAUAAAGAACCUUGAACUGUAAUAGGGCCUGUAAUGUCAGUGUGAGCAGUCAUCUGUAAUGUCAGUGUUCAUCCGAGCCGCCAGGUGGCGCUGUGGCCGGCAGACUAACAUCCGCUGAAGACAACUGCUGCCAAAGAAGAAGAAGAAGAAGCCGUCGACAGGAAGCGGAGCUGCGUCUCUGGUGUCUCUGGAAGAUUCAGCUCAAAACAAGUCUGUGUUUUGUCUCUUGUCUUGUUUGCGCUUGUCUUAACUCACGGAAAAGCCUCUUAUUCAUCUUCUAAAUGUGACUAUUGUUGUUUUUAAGCACCGUGUGUUCGCUGCUGGUGUGUUAGUGAGCCACACAGCGCCCGUUAGCUUAGCUUAGCAUCAGUUGAUACUGAAGAUGAACCUGGUGAAGAACCGGACUCUCCAUCCUCACCUGCGGGACGAGGAGGCUCUGGUGGUGAAGAACCGGACUCUCCAUCCUCACCUGCGGGACGAGGAGGCUCUGGUGGUGGAGAACGCGAUCCGUCUGGCGAUAGACUCGAUCAUCAACGUGUUGUACGGAGUGAACAGCAGCAGAGCUCACCAGUACCAGCGGCUGGUGGCCGACCGGGACAAAGAGAUCCAGCGGCUGGAGGGACGGCUGACGGACAGCGAGACCGAGCUGCAGCUGCUGCGGCGGAGGGGAUGCUCCUGCGGGCUGUUCGGAGGAGAUCACAGCCUCCCAGUGGGAUGCCAGACCUCCUGUGAUCCACUACAGACCUCCUGUGAUCCACAACAGACCUCCUGUGAUCCACAACAGACCUCCUGUGAUCCACAACAGACCUCCUGUGAGCACCAGACUGGAGAGCAGGAUGGGUUUGAGCCAGGCUGCAUCAUGGACAGUGAGAUGACAGCAGAGCAGCAGGAGUGUGAAAUGAGCAUCUCAUUGGGCCUUUUCGCAAGACCCCCCUCACGUGUCUCCUCCCAAAGCCACGAGUCCGCUCUUCCGUCAUCCCCCAGCAGAAUGGGCCUGGACCAGUCCUGCACCUCCCACUCCCCAGAGUCCUUAGGUGUAUCAGAGGCAGUCAGGAAUCUGCCUACAUCUCCCAGCAGCAUCGUCAUCAAAGAGGAGCCGUGUGAUAUCGACACAGUUCUAAUCAAGUGGGAAAUGAGUGAAGACAGAUUCAGGGACUAUCAGGAGAGCACAGGCAGUCCACGUCAGGACACAGACAGUCCCAGUGUACAAAAACAACUGGAGAACAUAGAGAGAACACUCAGGGAUAUACCUCAUGCAGAUCCAGGCGGACAUUGCGACCCUCACGAAGAACACCUGAGGAACAAGAAGAAGGGUGUGCCGAUGUCAGAGCUGACGGAGGAGGCUCAGAGAUUGAAGAGGGCAGCCUGGAGAGCAGCUUCCAGGCGGUACUACGCCCGAAAAGUAGCCCGCCAACAGGCAAACCCCUCACGCGCCGGCUCUGGCCCCUUCCCCUCACGCUCCGGCCCUUUCCCCUCACGAUCCGGCCCCUUCCCCUCACGCCCUGGUCCCUUACCCUCACGCUCCGGCCCCUUACCCUCACGCUCCGGCCCCUUACCCUCACGAUCCGGCCCCUUACCCUCACGAUCCGGUCCCUUCCCGUCACGCUCUGGUCCCUUUCCCUCACGCUCCGGCCCCUUACCCUCACGCUCCGGCCCCUUCCCACACAUUACAGACUCCCGGUAUUCACAACCCAUCUCUUUUGCGGAAAAGAGAAGGAGGACGCUGAUAUCAGAGUUACCUGAAGAGUCUCAGUCGCUGCAGAGGGAGGCUUGGAGAGCGGCGUCCAGGAGGUACUACGCUCGAAAAAAUGCUCCCCACGAGACCGAGCCCACGCAGUAUGCACACCUGCUCCAGAACAUAGCGCCGUCUGGAGAAACAGUGGAACCUAACAGAGGAGGAACCCAAACCAACAGUGGAGGAAUAUUGUGCAGCUGAUAGUAAUGUUGUUCAUGAGUUUUUCUAUUCUGUAUAUUUAAAGGUUUAUUUCCUUGUGUAGAACUCAGGGCUGCACAAUUAAUCGAAUAUGAAUCGUGAUUACAAUUUUAGCUUCCCACAAUUAAAUGAGCAUGAUCGCCCCGAUAAUGACAUUUAUAAUACGUGCUCCGCUCAUAGAAAACUCUGCUGCAUUAAUCAACAGCUAGAGAUGCACCAGCCGAUCGAAGCCAGUCUCAUAUAUCCGUUUUUUUACCGGUGAAACACACGUGCAGCCGCCACAUGAUGGUUUUACGUUGGGGCACAGUCAGUAACGUCGGUGUGUAAGUUCUUCAGUGUGAGCGAAGAAGACAUAAAACUGCAAUUUGUCACAACUGCAAGUCCUAAAUAAGCUGUGGAGGAACAACCUUAAAUUAGUCAUAAACCUAAUUGUGUUAGAACGUAACCGCCAGGAAACAAUCAGAAAAUAACGUUUUAUAUCUCGUGAUUUGCUGCUUUGUUUUCACUGCGGUCCCUCUCUCAAUUCACUCUAUAGCUCGCUCGACCAUCGCUGGUCUUUCCCUCCCUUCCUCGCUUGUUGGGCCGAUGAAGAUGAGCCAACUUUGAAUGCCUUGUGUUUACAAACAGCAACCGACAACGGUUACAUGUUAUCUUAUUAUUUUGUAAUUCAUUCCUGUGAUGCAGCACUGAGCUACGCAGCUCCUUUAGGUG